AUGGACUUUCGAGGAUAUUCUCUGCUUCAGUUUUGUAUGUUAUUGCUGCUGUUAGUGGAAGAAUGUGGAUCAAAACGAGGUGGCGUGUUCAGCGGCGGUCGCGGCUCCUCAUCUAGCCGUUCUGGCGGCUUAUUUGGCGGUACACAGCGAAGUGGUGGUGGACUUUUCGGCUCGUCGAGAAAUGCACCUCGUCCUGGUAGUUAUCCACGCAGUAGUGGCGGACAUUAUGGCGGCGUGCCAGCAAGCGGUGGUAACUGGGGCUCACGUACACGCAGUGGCACUGGCGGAAUAGGGGGCGGCUGGGGCAGCAGCGCGCGUGGCUCGUCCUGGGGACGACCCCGUAGUGGCGGCUUAUUCACCAAGUCAAACAUUGGUUCUUUCGUGGCCGGUGCUGCAGCGGGCUACCUCACUUACAAAGCCGGCAAAGCUCUUAUACGCAGUGCAUAUGCACCGAUGAUGUUCGUUGACUUUUUUAUAAUUUUGCUUAAAACUUUUAAAUUUAUAUGCUUAUCGGAAAAGCCUCAGCUGAAACUGCUGCCGUAA
Messenger RNA from Gongylonema pulchrum, 543 nucleotides. The record is from the annotation of a GenBank genome assembly. NCBI's taxonomy places the organism in Eukaryota, Metazoa, Nematoda, Chromadorea, Rhabditida, Gongylonematidae.